ACUCCAGCCCCCUGGCUGGGAGGGCGGGCACCCGCUCUUGAUUGGCUCGGCGACCUGCCUUUCGCGGGAGCGGCUGGCCCUCCUACCCUCCCCUCUACUCCUCCCACGAGCCUAGGGGUUCCUCAGCUGGCCGAGGCCGGGUCAGUGUCAGUCAGGGAGGCGGACCGCUGAGCACUGGGCGCAGACGCUCUAUUGCAGUCUCUCCCAGGGCCGGGUGUCUGCGCUCGCGCCGCCGGGUGGGAAGCAUGAAGCAACAGCUGGAGCAGCUACCCCAUGAUUGGCUGUGGUGCUUGUGAACCCGAAGUAAACAUGGCGGGCGGGCAGGCAGCCGCCGCACUGCCCACUUGGAAGAUGGCGGCGCGCCGCAGCCUCAGCGCCCGCGGCCGGGGGGUCCUGCAGGCAGCGGCGGGGCGGCUGCUGCCGCUGCUGCUGCUGAGCUGCUGCUGCGGCGGGGGUGGCUGCGCCGCGGCGAGCGAGAACGAGGAGACAGUGAUCAUCGGGCUGAGGCUGGAGGACACGAACGACGUGUCGUUCAUGGAAGGGGGGGCGCUGCGGGUGAGCGAGCGGACCCGGGUCAAGCUGCGGGUGUACGGGCAGAACAUCAACAACGAGACGUGGUCCCGCAUCGCCUUCACCGAGCACGAGCGGCGGCGCCACAGCCCCGGCGAGCGCGGGCUGGGUGGCCCCGCGCCGCCAGAGCCGGACAGCGGCCCCCAGCGCUGCGGCAUCCGCACCUCAGACAUCAUCAUCUUGCCCCACAUCAUCCUCAACCGCCGCACCUCGGGCAUUAUCGAGAUCGAGAUCAAACCGCUGCGCAAAAUGGAGAAGAGCAAGUCCUAUUACCUGUGCACGUCGCUCUCCACGCCGGCCCUGGGCGCCGGCGGCCCGGGGUCAGCGGGGGGCACCGUCGGGGGCAAGGGCGGCUCCGGGGUGGCCGGGCUCCCACCACCCCCGUGGGCUGAGACCACGUGGAUUUACCACGACGGCGAGGACACGAAGAUGAUCGUGGGCGAGGAGAAGAAGUUUCUGCUGCCCUUCUGGCUGCAGGUGAUCUUCAUCUCGCUUUUGCUGUGCCUGUCUGGCAUGUUCAGCGGCCUCAACCUGGGGCUCAUGGCACUGGACCCGAUGGAGCUGCGCAUCGUGCAGAACUGCGGUACCGAGAAGGAGAAGAAUUACGCUAAGCGCAUCGAGCCCGUGCGCAGGCAGGGCAACUACCUGCUGUGCUCGCUGCUGCUGGGCAACGUGCUGGUCAACACCACGCUUACCAUCCUGCUCGACGACAUCGCGGGCUCCGGCCUCGUGGCGGUGGUGGUCUCCACCAUCGGCAUCGUCAUCUUCGGGGAGAUAGUGCCCCAGGCCAUCUGCUCCCGGCACGGCCUGGCCGUAGGUGCCAACACCAUCUUCCUCACCAAAUUUUUCAUGAUGAUGACCUUUCCUGCUUCUUACCCGGUCAGCAAGCUGCUGGACUGCGUCCUGGGUCAGGAGAUAGGCACUGUCUAUAACCGGGAAAAACUGCUGGAGAUGCUCCGGGUUACCGAUCCUUACAACGACCUCGUCAAAGAGGAGCUGAACAUCAUCCAAGGGGCGCUGGAGCUCCGCACCAAGACGGUGGAGGACGUGAUGACUCCGCUCCGGGACUGCUUCAUGAUCACGGGCGAGGCCAUCCUGGACUUCAACACGAUGUCGGAGAUCAUGGAGAGCGGCUACACUCGCAUUCCAGUAUUUGAGGGGGAGCGCUCCAACAUCGUGGACCUCCUCUUUGUCAAAGACUUGGCCUUUGUGGACCCAGAUGACUGUACUCCCCUGAAAACCAUCACCAAAUUUUAUAACCACCCCUUGCACUUCGUUUUCAACGACACCAAGUUGGACGCUAUGCUGGAAGAAUUUAAGAAAGGUAAAUCUCACCUGGCUAUUGUGCAGCGGGUAAACAAUGAGGGAGAAGGGGAUCCAUUUUAUGAAGUUCUGGGAAUUGUCACAUUGGAAGAUGUGAUUGAAGAAAUCAUCAAAUCUGAGAUCCUAGAUGAAACAGAUUUAUACACUGAUAACAGAACAAAAAAGAAAGUUGCCCAUCGUGAAAGAAAGCAAGAUUUUUCUGCCUUUAAACAGACAGACAGCGAGAUGAAGGUUAAAAUAUCACCACAGCUUCUCUUGGCAAUGCACCGUUUCCUAGCAACAGAAGUAGAAGCAUUUAGCCCAUCCCAGAUGUCAGAGAAGAUCCUUCUAAGGCUGCUAAAGCACCCCAAUGUCAUCCAGGAACUGAAGUAUGAUGAGAAGAACAAGAAAGCCCCAGAAUACUACCUCUACCAGCGAAACAAACCUGUAGACUACUUCGUUCUCAUUUUGCAGGGGAAAGUAGAAGUAGAAGCUGGGAAAGAAGGUAUGAAGUUUGAAGCGAGUGCUUUUUCAUACUAUGGUGUAAUGGCCCUCACAGCCUCUCCAGUUCCUUUGUCCCUGUCUCGUACCUUUGUUGUCAGCAGAACAGAAUUGUUAGCAGCAGGUUCUCCAGGUGAAAAUAAGUCACCUCCUCGCCCAUGUGGCUUGAAUCACUCAGACUCUCUCAGUCGAAGUGACCGGAUUGAUGCUAUAACACCAACGCUGGGGAGCAGCAACAACCAGCUCAAUUCUUCAUUCCUUCAAGUCUACAUCCCUGAUUACUCAGUGCGAGCCCUUUCUGACCUUCAGUUUGUUAAGAUCUCAAGACAGCAAUACCAAAAUGCCUUGAUGGCAUCUCGGAUGGACAAAACUCCUCAGUCUUCAGACAGUGAAAACACUAAAAUUGAAUUGACUCUUACGGAGCUGCACGACGGGUUGCCAGAUGAGACGGCCAACCUGCUCAACGAACAGAACUGCGUGACGCACAAUAAAGCCAAUCACAGCCUGCACAACGAGGGUGCCAUCUAGCGGCGCCUGCCCGCCUGCCCAGCCCUCUCAUCCCCAUCCCGAGGCCCUGGGCUCAGUGGGCUCAGCCUUCUGUCUGACCAUGACUACCAUUAGUGUGAGCUUGUAUGCCAUCCUGCCUCCUGCAACAUUCCAAGACCAAAGACUUUGUUCCCUUCCUGGAAGCAGCCGAGGAGGACAGUGAGGGGAAGAAUGGAAAACAGAGAUGUGAAACCAACGGCUAGGGCAUGGCAUUCAAGAUUUGGGAGAUGAACUUUCUCCACCAAAAUAGAAUCAUGUUUAUUUUUUCACCUGUACCUUCUAUCGUUAUUCACUCUCCUCCUUCCUUGAUUUGCAUGAAGUUCAAAAUUGUUGCGAUUUAUUUUUUCAAGAGAUCAUGUUUUCUAAAAGUGUCUUUUGCAGAGUUUUAAGUCGUUCUGUCUGAACUCUGCUGUGAUCCCAUGAUGUGACCCUAAUAGGAUGGACUUGCCCCUCAAGUGGCCUUCCUUGGCCCCCCUCCAGGGCGGGGUGCCCUUCCUCUGUGCCCCAGUGGGCAUGGCUGUCGAACCUGAAGGAGGAAUGAAGAAAACCUUGUGAACCUACCAAGCCUGUCAUUACUGGGGUGUCACCUGCAGAGGGACCUGCAGUCACCUCUCUGAGCUCAGUGUUUUCAGAAUCUAAUGUUAUCUAUGCCCCUUUCCCUCAGGAAGCCUUGACGUUUGCUUGGGAAUGUGGUGUUUGCUCCCAUUCUAAGGAAUUUUAUCACGAAAAUGAAUUUUAAUGAAUUUUAAACCCAGGGUUUAUCAUUGGCAAGAGUGGAGUUGACUCCAUCCUGACAUUCCUCCUGGGAUCUCCGACCCAGCCGCCCUCCUCCCCCAACCUGUGCCCAGGCUUACAGAGCAUCACCCAGCUCCCAGGGCCUUGCUCUUGUUACCCCAAAUGCCAAAUGGGAACUUUCCACAGGGCCUUUCAGUAAACGUGUGAUGUGGAGUCGAAGCUCCUCCCUCCCCACUGGGACAGACGUAAUUAUCAGAACAGGAGUCGGACUUUCCAGCUGUAUUCUUUACUCUGGGCUGACCAGGCAGUCCUAGACCCAUAUUUUUAAAGGAGGGAACUCUGGGGACACCAGCCCCUGCCCCUCCUUCCAGGGAGCCAACAGUCCUUCUUUCCCUUUCUCCCUUCCCAUGGGGCCCAGCGGUGGCUGUGUCCCCUGCCUGAGGGCCUCUGUGCCUCCUGCCUCAGAUGCGGCCUACACCAGAGAGGCUGCCUGUACAGCCAGGGCCAGUUUGGCCCCAAACAGGGAUUCAGAAACCAAAUGUGUGUUGUGGCCAUUUUAUGUUGUCUCCGUCUUAUUUUAAUACCAAAUUUAUCAUGUGUAGGGCGCUUAAUGUCAGGAGGUAUUCCUUCAGUGACCGAAUUCUUGUACUAACCUGUCUGUUUUUGUCAGCCCAAGGGAUGUGUACAUUUUGUUGGCACUUUUCAUACACUGAAAUGAAUCCAUACUGACCACAGUUUUCAUAUAGAGUAUCAGUACACACUGCGUCCAGUCACUGGCAACGAAGAUAGCGUUCUCUCCAUUUGUUCUUACUGAAUGAAGUGAAGCACUGGGGGUGAGCAGCAGUUCUCUUCUCCCCCUCCUCAGUGUAGGAUGUCUGUUCACCCAGGUUGGUGGAUUGAGCCUGGGCUUUGUGUGGGUAGGGAGCUGUGUUUGGAAAGAACAGAAGGCUGGACUGGCCUCCUGGUGAGCAUUUUGAUGGCUCCCGUGCCAUAAGCAUGCUUGGCUCAGUAUUUCCUCUGGGACGUCAGUCCUGGAGUGUCUUCCUCUGAAGGUGCCAUGUUCUUUAGUGAGGAAAGUAUUGUAUCACCUGAUAGUGGGGCAUGGGGAGUGCCUUCUGAGGGAGCUGAGUGGCCUGCUGCUGGCAUCCAACCUGCCACCAUGAGGUGGAGCCCCCUGCCUUGUAGUUUGACAUUAGUGGGACCCUGUGCCAUGAGUAUCCUCUUGUGAGCAGAUCCAUCCAAGUUAAAAGGUCUCGGUUUCUUAAGAUGCACCUGGUGGAGCAGAGCCCUGGUGAUGUAGGAACUGGAACUACCUGCAGGAGUGUGCAGAAGGGAGGUUUUCCUGUAACAGACGUGGGCCCUGACCGGGGCGGGGGCUUCUUCCCCAACAACAUGCCACCCUCUCGGCCCGGGCCAUGCCUGCCUUCCCUGUGACCUGGGUGAAACCAGGCAUGCCAAGGCGUGGCUCCUCUGAUGCCCGAGAGCUGAGCCACCAGCUUCUUGAGGCCUGAUUCUGCUCCUCCACACACAGCCCACCUCGGAGCUGCCUUCUGUGGUGGUGGCUCUGGAACCAAGUUAAUGUGUUUAUCUGUUUCAGAGCCCCACAUCUCUUUACGAUGCCUAAACAACUGGGAGUGGAGGGAGGAUGCCAGCUUCUGCCUCCUUAAUUUGGGAGAGAAAUUGGUAACUUCUUAAUACUGUCUUACCUGCUCAAUGUGGUGGCUACUUAGAAAGUACUCUUCUAUAAAGGAGUUGGUGGGAUGGCUCUGCCCAGGGGCUCCAGAGGAUGAAUUUUAUCGUUCUGAGUUUGUAUUCCCUUUCUGUAAACUACUCUUUACCUUUGAUUAUUCACGCUUUUCUAUCGCAACAAGAAAUCCAAAAUAAUUUGUUUGGUCUCUAAAGGAAUAAAGGCUUACAUUUGACUAUAGUUAUAUCUGAUUUGAGGAGAGCUCAAAGCCCUUCGGAAACCCUGGUGGUGCAGUGGUUAAGAGCCACAGUUGGUAACCAAAAGGUUGGUGGUUCAAAUCCACCAGGUGCUCCUUUGAAGCCCUAUGGGGCAGUUCUACUCUGUCCUAUAGGGUCGCUAUAGGUUGAAAUUGACUUGACGGUAAUGGGUUUGGUUUUUGCAAAGCCCUUCAGACAGCUGUGUCUGAGAGAACAGUUUCCUUUUCCCAGCCCUACUUCCCGCCUGGAAGCUGACCUCUCAGGCUGUUGAGGGAGAAGUGCUGGCUCAUGGCUUCUGUGGGGCAGUGGGGGAAUUACUCUGGCUUAGAAGGCCUAAUGCAGUUCACGUCUGUAAAGUAGGCGGGAGUCAGGCAGACAGAGAAUGUCGAGUGGUUGAAAUAUCGAUGUGUGAUGCUCCUCUCCUUGGGCUGCUGUCUUUUUAGGCAUGGAAGGGAGUAGGGGGCACCUGAAGCCCUGAACUCCUGAACCUGGGUGGAGCCCCCACUUUCCGACCUUUGGGCUCUGCCCUCCUCUACAGUGGCCUCUGUGGCCACUGUAGCCGUGGGCAGCUCUAAAGUUCCACCUGGAGCUGGUUCCUACUCUCCAAAGGUUCCCAGGACUCUGCCUCCUCAGUAAAUGAGGGGGGCUUUGUCCAUUUUCCCUCUGUUCCAGAUUCAUCAGGCAAGUCCAAAAUCAUAGAUUUCAGCUGUUGGGAAAACAGAACCUUAAGAUUUGUAUGUGGAUAUUGGGGUGCUAAUCAAGUAGUUUAAACCUUGGUUCUUCACUGGUUUGGGUUGGAAAGGACACCACAAUUAACCAUGUUAGUCCUGCCUCCUUGCCUCACUUCUGCAGAGCAUUCCCUGCUGGGCAGGCCUGCUUGGCCUCCCUAGUUGGGAGGCAGUAGGGCUUCUUGCCAUUUUCUAAUCUUAUUUCAAGGAACUUUUUGUGAAAACGUUGAAUGCAGAAUUUCACACUAAUACGGAACAUUAACUGUGAAUAUACUUGCCUGUGCUAUUCCAUACAGUACCGGGCAACUAAAGGACCAGCUUUUCCAAGUCUAAGGAGAUAGUGAUAGACACAAGUAGAAUUUCAUAUCCCUAGGAAAUGAAGCAACAGGAAUUUGAGCAAAACAGGGACCAUGGACUUCUGCCCUCAAAUUCUGUCCUCAGGUUGAGGAGCAGAAAAGUAGGUGACUGGCUGAUUGAGCCUGUGUCCUGACUGGUUAAAACAAACAGACCUUCUGAAGACCAGCCAGGGAUCUGUGGCCGUCUUCAUCUUUCCUGGUCCCAGAAAGUGAGAUCUCUUGGGUGACCAUGAUCACGCCAGUGUUCCCCAGAGGGUGAUCCCAAGCAGAUGACUCCCCUGGGCUGGCACAAGAAGGCGCUCACCUUGUUCCCUGAGACCCCGGGCAAGAGAAGGCUGGCAAGGCUUGGCUUUGAGUACUGCAUUGCAUGACCCAAGCCCCCUGGUGGUGUGGGUGGUGGGACAUCUCCUCCGUCAGCUUUGGUCCCAUUCUGGGCUCUGGAUUAGUGGUGCUUCUCUUCAGCAAAGAUAUCUGGGUGAGCUGUAGGCUAACUCAGAACUAGGAGGGAUUUAGAGAGUUGAAUAUGAAAGUGACUUGAGGAAUUCAGAAAAAGUUUCCCUGAUGUAAUUUAUCAGUGUGCAACCUACUCAGCGGAUUUUUAUACCUCAGGGCCAUUUGCAAAUCUUUUAUCUUUUCAUGUUUUUUUUGUGCUCAAGUGGGCUGACAGGAGAGAUGAGUUCAGAGAAUUCUAAGUUGAGGUUCAUUUUUCUCCAUUCAAGGGCAGGGGCCACUCCUCUGCCAAGCUUGCCAACAUAAGGAGGGCUUUCAUCUUUUUAUUACUGUCCCUCAAGGCUGUGACGAACGGGCCUUCCCCUGCCACUUGCAAGCUUUCUGCCUGCAAUGGGUGCUUGCUUGCUGGCUUCCCUUCUGCCUCCUCUUCCCUAUCUGAAGGUUCAUAUUCCAGAUUCCCUGGUCACCCCUAAGGUCAGGAGAAGGAGAUGGCAGUUCACAGUAACUGCAAAGCCUGGAACAGCUUUCCUCCCAUCAUCUUGGGCUGAGGACUCUCUUUACUUUUUAGACCUCUGUGGUUGGCUCAGCUCUGGUAAGCUUUCUGUCUGUAUGCUGGAGCCACUGACAUCAUCUCACUAGAAUUGUUUUAAAUAUCUUUGGAUGGGAAAUACCAAGUUGUACUUGAACCAACAUGGACAGACACAGGUUCUAGUGGCAAGAGAAUAAAGCUCUAGGGUUUGUAUGCAAAGGUUAAUAUGUACACAUACAUCAUACCAAACAUGGCACAGCUCUAACAUGUACCAUAAUAACUUGCAUAUACAACAUUUCCCAGAGUUUUAGUACCCACUGGGACUAUGAACAAAUUUGAAUGACUGGGAGUAUCGUCUUGCCUCAAUUGGGAGGGUACCUUCUGGCAUUUGCCCACAUCUGAUGGACAAGGAUUCACUUGGGAAGUGAUUCUUCGGGGACCAGAGUCCUUACAGAUUGACAUCGGAUAGAACUAUCCAUGCACUAGUGGGUAUGAGUGCCUGCCCUGUUUUUGGAGACCCAGGCCUCUUAGUAUAAACAACUGGUGUCCCAGGCUCCCAGGAGAGGGAAGUAGGGAUAAGUAAGGCCUUAGACCUUUCAUUCUCCGGAGCCCCAGACUAACUUCUGAUUCAUUAUCCUCAUGUCUGAAGUCUACUGUGAAGGUGGAGUAUAUCGGUCCAUUGACUUUUCUUGUGUCUGGAGUCCUUGAAAUCCACAAAUGUAUAUGCUUUAUUUUAUAUUAUUUAUUAUGUACAUAUGUCUCUACUGUUAGUACAUUGUGACUAGGACGAGGUGUUUUAAAGUCCCUUACCCAUGGAACCUAGGGUUAUUUUGUCCCUUAAGUUGGGUGAGAGGGCAGUGGUUUGCCUUUUUUUUUUUUUUUUUUUAACAGGUUGCUGCUCUUAUGUUGGCCCUAGCAUUCCCUUUUAUGGGGCCCACCUCUAUUCCUGAUGGCAGUGUUUGGGAUGAGGAUGGAGGCAGGUCUCCUGCCUUGUGGCAGGGCCUCUGUGAAAUACUUGAGGUACUUUCCUGAUGACUGUUGUGGUACGACUGCGACCGAGCCUCCUUCCUCCCUCACCUCCCCACUCCCACGCCAGGUCAGUUGCCUGACCCAGCAGUGAUGGUCUCCACUUCCUACUUUGGAUCUCAGAAUCCAUCUCUCUGGAUGGUGGAAACUGCCUGCCCCUGUGGGCUCUUAAUAUGCCUUUUCCUGGUUUUGAGGUCCCGUGCCAAUAUUGCCUCGGCCCUCCAGAAGGUUCUGCUGUGUCUGAUUGUCAUCCUCCGUAGCCUUUCCUCACUGUAUCAUAGUGUACAUUUCAUGCUUUUCAGCAGUGACGCUUUCUGAACACAGUAUCAGAGCUGUGUACAUAAACCUAAAUAAGCACAAAUGACAUGUAUAGGUUUCAUGAGCUGAUUGUCAUAAUGAUGCAUUUUAUAAUUCAAAUGAUGUUGUAGAUUUACAAUCCUAUUUAUUUUGUACCAAUUUAUUUGUAAAUUUUGUGAUUGUUUUAAAAGGUUUCUGUUUAUUUCUAUUAUUCUAUUUAGAUAAAUGACUUUCUGUUGACUCUCCUAGCAGCUGUAUGCUCCCUCUUUCCCCUUUCAUCAGUGCAACACCAACCAUCCCACCUUGUUCUUUCCUGACCCCAGCCCAUCUGCGUGGCUUCACCGUGGGAAAGCUGGGAUUGUUCUCAGCAGGCAGCACAGCAGGGCCUUUCCAUUGGACAUUCACCCUCAAGUCUUGUUAAAAGCAAAGUGGGUUCUAGUUCUGUGCCUGCAAGUUACAGCCUGGAAUAGUCAAUCCAGGGUGGUGGUGGUGGUCUCCUUUGCAAGGGCUGUAGUCUGUCCCCCAUCAGUUCAUCUCUAGACCUGGACGCUGAGGGUAACCACUCAAAUUGCCCCAGCCACUGGCUGCUUAAUCACAUGUAACACAGUUCAGCCGGGCAAGAUAAGCAAGCCCAAAAGCCUUGUUCAGGCCCUCCCUGGGCUCUUGAAAAUGAGAAUAGCUUUGUAGGUCCUCCUGUGCUACACUAACCCUAGGACCAAAGUCAGAGCAGGCGUGACGGUUCACCCUGAAGUUAAAAACACGCACCAUGGAUGUGGCAAGGCGUGUUCAGAUGCUCGAGUCAGUGGGCAUUCCAUGCUCUCCAACAACCCAGUGUGGCCCCCAUCCUCUUCCAUCGCCGCUUCUUUUCUAGUCUACUUUCCUUCCUCAGUCAUGUGACCGGACCUACAAGAUCUUCCAGUUGAGCUUCUAGUCCUAACCUCAUCUUUUUGGGAUCCUUUGUUUCUCCCUCUUAGUCUCUAUUUUACAUUCCAGAGAUUUGAGCCUCUUAAUGACUAGUCCCUUGUGUUUCCCACCAUAUUUAUUUAACCAUGAUGUUUGCAGUCUCUUUUCCUUUCACUUGUCCCAUGGAAGGAGGCAUUUCAGUGAAGGAGCUUGGCUUUGAGACACUGCCUGACCCAGCCUCUCCCUAUCCUACCUCUACCCAAUCAUUGCCCCACAAUUUCCAGAAUGGACGAGGUAUAUCUAAAUUCCAGUGAAGUGUUAUCUUCUUGGGAGCUUGUUUGCUUUCCUCAGAAGCAGGACAGAAAGCAGCAGCAAGGCUGGGGAAGGAGAGCACUCGUGCACACCCACUCCCGCCUUCCUGCUUUGGUUGGUUUUUCCCGCUUUACUCACUUUGUCUAGAUGAGUCCUCAGCUUGAAUCAGGAAAUGCUCCAAGGAAAAUGGAGGCAGUUUUUCCUACUGUGAGGAUGAGAUUUGCCCAGGCUUUCCCUCUCCAUCUUUGUGCAUACAUGUGUGUCACUUCCGAGCUUUAUCGUGAUGCGCUCUGGGGUUUCUAGUUCAUGUAACAAAUUGUGCUCCUCAGUGCUUCUUCUCAGCUCAGCACUUCUGAGGACACAGGUAUUGAUGAGAGGGUCUUGUGGAGAAAGUGGUACAAAUUGAGUGAACUUUUUAUAGCCUGGAGUUGAUUUCUGGAAACUUAUUUUAUACUUUUUGAAGGUAAUUAAAUUUAAUAAACAGAUGAUUCCUUAUUAAAGCCAAAAAGUUGAAUUAUAUUAGAUGGCUAAUAAACUCUUUUGCUUUCUUUGUAUGAUUGUUUCAUCAUUUUCCCUCCAAGGGCCUCACGUGUGUGCUCUUCCUUGCAAGAGGUCUCAGGACAAAGGAAUGGUUAUAGACCGUUUUCUCCACAACAUUGAGGUGGCAAGCCAUCUCCCCUUAUGGUGACUGUAAGGCCUGAGGAUGCAAGUUUCUAAGAGGGGAUCAGCUCUCAGAAUCCUUUGUCAAAGUGCUGUUCCUGCUAGGGUAUUCAUGGCUGUGGAAAACUCAGACAAGAGGCCAACAGUUCUUCUCCAUCAUUGACUUAAGGGCAGUGGGUCCAAAAACAAAGUUAUACUUGCUUCAAAACACCCAUACCCACAAGUCAAAGACUACCUCUGGUGAGAACCCUCUCUCAAAAGGCUGGACAUUUAAUAAACAUUUUUCAGUGUUGGGAAGGUUUGCUUGGCAAAUUUUCUUUCCAAGUAUCUCAGGAACUUGUGAGACUUGGAAGACUGUUGCUGUCUUCCAUGGGAAGAAUGUGCACUCAGCCACAUGGGCUCUAGGUUGUGUGGGAAGGUUUGUCUCGGCCCAGACUCUCCAAGCCUUGUCUACAUCUCCGGCGAGACAUGGUGUUGGGAAGCGCUGGGGCGGGGUCAGAGCAUUUGGGAACAUACUUGAUGUGCUUAAUGAAGCAAUGUAUCUAACCCACCCUUAUUCUA
Messenger RNA from Loxodonta africana (African savanna elephant), 11420 nucleotides. It is a transcript of the gene CNNM2, whose product is annotated as cyclin and CBS domain divalent metal cation transport mediator 2. Bases 274 to 2901 code for a protein of 875 amino acids. The record is from RefSeq and is a predicted model, not a curated record. Gene Ontology annotation, biological process: intracellular manganese ion homeostasis; magnesium ion homeostasis; transport. Gene Ontology annotation, molecular function: magnesium ion transmembrane transporter activity. Lineage: Eukaryota; Metazoa; Chordata; Mammalia; Proboscidea; Elephantidae. The transcript is spliced from 8 exons. Gene Ontology annotation, cellular component: plasma membrane; cytoplasm.